Coregonus sp. 'balchen' is the source of this 2671-nucleotide messenger RNA. NCBI's taxonomy places the organism in Eukaryota, Metazoa, Chordata, Actinopteri, Salmoniformes, Salmonidae. The record is from the annotation of a GenBank genome assembly.
GUCUAACAAACUGAAAUUAAGAAUGUUUACAAAGAGGAUGCGAACGGAGCAUAUGAAAAGAUUCAAGGACACGAAAUGGGAAACCUACGCCAAGUGUUAUGAGGAGAUGGUAAAGUUAAGACUGACGAGAAGGCUUUUGGAACAAACACAUAAUCCGUGGUUUUGGAACUGUGACAGUGACUCGGAAUCCAGCAGGUCCACUUCUCAAAAUAAUAAAGUUGAGCCAUUGGUACUAAAAGAAGUAUCACAACUAGAACGUGAGAGAAAGAUUCCACCUAAAGAACCAUUGGAACAGAAGAUCCCCAUUUCAGAAGAACUGCACGAAGUUGCACCUCCAGAGACCUCUCCACCCAUUGGGAAAGCAAUUUUAAGGUAAAUGUUUCAUGUUUACAGUUUAUUAUCAAUCAGUAAGAAUAUAAAUAUUAAAAUGUUUGUUUCAUUAUGCAUUUCUACUCACUAAUUUUCUUACAUUGUCUUACACAAUUUCACCAAUUUAUUUUAGAUGUUUAAAACAAUGUUUAUGCAGAUAGUAAUUAUCUGUUAGCUAAAUCUUGUAUGACAUCAUUUCUCAAGAGUACUGAGACUCACAGCCGGCCCGCUCAUUAGGCAGGAUUAGGCGGCCGCCUAUGGCGGCAGAUUGAGGAGGGAGGCAUUUUCUCAGCUAAACUGACCAAGAGGCACCUCCAACAACAACACAUUAAACCUCACAUAAUUCUGCCCAAAAACAAUGACAAUUUCUUUCAACUAGUGGCAUAUGGGCUUUUUAGGUGAGCGCUGAUGCCGCCCUUCAAUAAGCAGUGCCCACUUUGUCAAAUGCAGGGGGUGCAAAAUAUUUUUCUUGUCUGUUCCCAGCAUGCCCCUCCAGGGUGCUGUUGGAGAGACACAUCUCUGCAGCACUCCACCAACAUUCCAUCAAAAAAAAAAUCUUACAAAAAUCCUGUAGCAGAUAUAGAUGGUAGAAAUACUAUGUGGCCUUUUCUGUAGCCUACAGGCUAGAGAUAAUGACAAUGUAAUGAGACAAACCAUUUUUACAUCAUGCAGGUUUCUCAGAUCAAAUAGCCUAACCUAAAAGGCGCACAAGCAAAUAAGAAAUGAGCUGUCAUGUUAACAAACAACUUAUCCUAAAAACAGGACAGGUCAAAGUAAAAUGGACAAUAUGGAAUGGACAAUCACAACUGUUGUCCAGGAGUUUCACCCCAUUGUCAUGAUCAGUGGUUUCAAGUUUGUAUCCCUCCAUUUUUGACAAGCUGAUCAUAGCGAAAAAUAAAAUAAUUCUGUAUUUCUGGCUGUGUAAAGUAAACACAUUGCAAACAGGCUAACAAUAACUCCUGAUAUAGUUGGGUAGCUGAUAUUCAGAGUUUAAAUAGCCAAAUUGAUUAGUCACAGGAAUCAGGACUAAUAAAGCCAAUACAAUAGCCUGUUUUACAAAAGGUGGCCCUACCACAUGGAUGGCCAUUCAUAAAAUUCCAUUGUGGGCCGACAUUGCAGGCUACACCCCAGUAAGCAUGAGCCAAUGUCUUUUGGAAGUCUUUUUCUGGUCCUGUACGGACUUGUUUUACAAACGGUAGGCUUACCACAUAGAAGGGCAUUCAUAAAAUUCCAUUUCAGGCACCUCAGUAAGCACGGACCAACGCUGACGCCUUUAGGGCGUCUUUUUUUGGUGCAGUUCUGGACCAGCAUUGAUUUGGCCCAAACAUAGACAUCUAUAAAUGACUUAUUUUCAACUUUCAUUCAGAACCAAAAAUGAGACUGAUUUCAACAUCUGUAAAAUACAUAUUUUCAACAUCUGUAAAAUACUUAUUUUGAAAAUCAGGAAAAUAAGUAUUUUCAACUUUCAAUCAGAACCGAAAAUGAACCUGAUUUCAAUGUCCGGAAAAUAAGUAUUUUUCAACAUCCGGAAAAUUUGCCUUUUCAAUGUCCUGGAAAAGAUGUAUUUUAAACAUACGGAAAAUACCUUUUCACCUUUCAUUCAGAACCUAAAUUGAACCAGACUUGUUUUCAGUCAUUUUGCUUACUGGGACUAUUCUAGGUUUGCAGGGGCAGCAUUAUUUGGUCGAGCCUAUGGCGGCAGAACGGCAAGGACCGGCCCUGAGACUUAUAUUUUGCUGUACACUGUCCCUGGUCCAAUAAAGUUAAUAAAACAAAUAUUUAUACUAUAAAAAGGUUAUUACAUGAUAUAAAUAUUUUGUAUCACUCCCACUGUCUCUUGGAACAAGCUCCCCCACGACGCCAGGACAGCGGAGUCACUGACCACCUUCCGGAGACACUUGAAACCCUACCUCUUUAAGGAAUACCUGGAAUAGUAUAAAGUAAUCUUUCUACCCCCCCCCCUCCCCUCCCCCACCCCCCCAUUUAGCGUCUGCUAAAUUAUGUAAAUGUAAAUGUCUUGACGGUUUCUACAACACUUGCACAUAUAAAAAGCAUAAGGUAUACUAAUAAAAUGAUAGAACUCAUAAGUGUUCCUCAUCCCUUCCUAGAUGUACAGGGUGCUGUGGACGGAGGCUGUGGAGAGACAGAGGAAGAGAAGCUGGGAAAAGGAUUAACUGCUUCUGAGCCAGGGAAGAAGCCAGAGGCUCAAAAUACAGCCAAACAGUCCAGAAAGCCCCCAAGGGCGAGGAGCCAGCUACAGAAGACCAAAGAAACCGACAAGGAAAACAGGCACCCAUUUGCC